Anoplopoma fimbria (sablefish) is the source of this 4037-nucleotide messenger RNA. RefSeq names its product formin-binding protein 1 (gene fnbp1b). Gene Ontology annotation, biological process: signal transduction. The record is from RefSeq and is a predicted model, not a curated record. Lineage: Eukaryota; Metazoa; Chordata; Actinopteri; Perciformes; Anoplopomatidae. Gene Ontology annotation, molecular function: protein binding.
GCACAGAGCAGCUGUCAUUGGGUCGGAGCGGGUGCCCGUGCGCGCUGCAUAUAGCGAGACUAUCCUGUUUGAAGAUUAUGCUGCAGCUCUUUGGCCAUCUUGUAUCAGACAGGAUGAUACGUUGAUUUAAGAAGAAAAAAAAAAAUAGAAAAAAAGAAGAAGAAGAAGAGCAUAGGAGCACAUUUUUUUUUUUUUUUUUUUUUUAACGGAAGACGGUCGGUGGCACAAUAAUAGAAUUAAAUAAAUUAAUUAAUUAACUAAAAAAAAAAAAAAGGGCAAAACAUCACGUCUGCGCUGAAAAGCACCUCGAUCGAGUUGUGGAUUACUCCGAGGACACCGGACUGAAACCAUGAGCUGGGGGUCAGAGCUAUGGGAUCAGUUUGACAACUUGGAGAAGCAUACACAGUGGGGGAUCGAGUUCGUGGAGAAGUACACCAAAUUUGUCAAGGAGAGAUCAGAGAUUGAAACCAGCUAUGCAAAACAAAUUAGGAAUUUAUCAAAGAAGUAUCAACCCAAGAAGAACUCACGAGAAGAGGAUGAGAGCAAGUACACCUUCUGUCGAGCCUUCCUGACAUCCCUGAACGAGUUGAAUGACUACGCGGGUCAACACGAGGUCAUAGCGGAGAACCUGACGUCUCAAAUCAUCACCGAGCUUUCACGCUACCUUCAGGAGAUCAAGACCGAGAGAAAAUCGCACUUCCAUGAUGGCCGUAAGGCACAGCAGCACAUUGAGAGCUCGUGGAAACAGCUGGAAGCAUGUAAAAGAAGGUUUGAGAGGGACUGCAAAGAGGCAGACAGAGCACAGCAAUACUUUGAGAGGAUGGAUGCUGACAUUAACGUGACUAAGGCUGACGUGGAAAAGGCACGACAGCAUGCUCAGUCGAGGCACCAGAUGGCUGCAGACAGUAAGAGCGAGUACUCCUCCUACCUGCAAAAGUUCAACCAGGAGCAGAAUGAACAUUACUUCACAGUUAUCCCCAACAUAUUCCAGAAACUUCAAGACAUGGAGGAGAAAAGAAUUGACAGGAUAGGAGUGUGCAUGAAGACGUUUGCCGACGUGGACCGACAAGUGUUGCCCAUCGUGGGGAAAUGUUUAGACGGCAUGACGAAAGCCGCCGAGUCCAUCGAGCCCAAGACUGACUCCAAGCAGGUGGUGGAGUCCUACAAGUCCGGGUUCGAGCCCCCGGGAGACGUGGAGUUUGAGGACUACGGCCAGGCCAUGAAGAGGACGGCGUCUGACACCAGCCUGAGCAACUCCAGAGAGGGCAAGGAGAAGCCCGCCGGCAAGAGCAAGGGCAAACUGUGGCCCUUCAUUAAGAACAAGAACAAGCUUAUGUCCCUGUUAACAUCCCCCCACCAGCCCCCACGCCCCCCAGCCUCAUCCCCGCCCUCACCCUCUGCUGUUCCCAACGACCCCCAGUCUCCCAAGCAGCACAAGGAGCCCCUCUCCCACCGCCUCAACGACUUCAUGACCUCCAAACCCAAAAUGCACUGCCUCCGGAGCCUGAGGCGAGGGCUUUCUCUCAAGCUGGGCUCUGGACCGGAGGACUUCAGCCACCUGCCACCAGAACAGAGGAGGAAGAAGCUGCAGGGCAAGCUAGAUGACCUGAAUAAGGACAUUCAGAAAGAGAUGGACCAGAGGGACGCCCUAACUAAGAUGAAAGACGUGUACGUGAAGAACCCUCAGAUGGGCGACCCCGCCAGCGUAGACCCCCGGCUAUCGGAAAUUGGCCAGAACAUCGAGAAGCUCCAGUUCGAAGCGCAGAAAUUCGAGGGCUGGUUAGCAGAGGUGGAGGAGAGGAUGCCAUCCAAGAGCGAAACGAACCGGAGAAGUGGACUCUAUGAGACCCAGAACAACACGACAGUGAGCAACAACUGUGCACAGGACAGAGAGAGCCCGGAUGGCAGCUACACAGAGGAGCAGAAUUCAGAGACUCAGGUCAAAGCCAACGUCAACCCCACCCUCCCGACCUCCAGCACGCCGGAGUUCGACGAUGAGUUCGACGACGAGGAGACCCUGCCCACCAUCGGCACCUGCAAAGCCUUGUACCCGUUUGAAGGUCAUAACGAGGGCACUAUCGCCGUGGCAGAGGGCGAGCUGCUGUACGUCAUAGAGGAAGACAAAGGAGACGGCUGGACACGAGUGCGCAGGAACGAGGACGAGGAGGGAUACGUCCCCACAUCCUACGUCGAGGUCUUUUUGGAAACAAAUGCCAAAGGUGCUAUGACAUACAUUUAACUCAGCAAGCGUGUUUGUUUGUGUUACUGUGAAGUCAGUAAGUCUCCUUACUGGUAGCUCAGAUAAGAGAAUAUCUCCACACAUACUCACACACGUACUUCCUGUCUCUCUCAGAAGGAAGGGCCAAUCAGAUUUGUCCAUUGUGCCUCAUGACAGUUAGGACAGUUGUUGCUGAUAGUGUGAGUGUGUGUCACAGUGUACUGGACAAAAUGUUUGGCACUGUUUAAGGUAAUGACACUGAAAGCGAGCCAGUGUUUGAGAAGAAGGUUGUAGUUCCUCACUUUACAUUCACUGCAGUGCCACCUAGUGGUCAUAUUAAAAAAAAGACAUGACUCCCCCAGUCAAAGCUGAGCAUGAUGGGAUAAAUCACCCACCGACAAUGAUCACAUGUGCAUUUUAAAACACACAGUACUUGAUUUUUUUUAAAUAUGUAUUUUGUGCUUUUUUUUGUGUUAAGAUUUCAAAUGACAGUAUUUCAUUCAAAUGAACGUGUUUUUAAUCACGAGUUUGAUCCACAACCUCGGUCAAACAUGUGAGUCAGUAUGGUAAUAAAUCGAUAAACUCGGCUGAGUGAAUGUACGCACCAUCUGAAGUGACGAUGAACAUUGUGUUUUGGUCACUUGUUGUAAACUUUAAAGACAGCAUGCUCGAUGUGCAAUCACGCAGAUGUAAUGUCAGUCUUCUGUAAAAUAUAAAUACAUAUUGAAAGAUAUUUUUUUAGGCUAAACAUGAAAAAAAAAAACAAUAAUCAAGAAAUAAAAAGCGCACCCUCCCUCAAUAGUGCAUGAUCUAGAUUAAUCAUGCUGUUACAACAUGGAAAAGUUGUGAAAGUAAUUAUUCUCCCCUAGUUAGGGGGUCAUUUUAUAAAAUUAUUGAUCAAAUUAGUAACUAAUAGCCCUGUUAGAAUGUGCUUUAUUUUCUUUUUUAAUCCACUUUUUUUUUAUUGAUAGUGUUGGGCUGCUCUGGUCCUUUUUUUCCAGGCCAGUGGUAAAGGAAUAAAGGACUGAGAAUUAGCCUAUGCUAAGCUAUAUGGUGAGACGGGGCUGAGAUAUGGAGCUGGUCGUGACUUUAAAGCUUUGUGCGUUGUGGCAUGGUUCUCUGAGCAGCACCCUCCUGAACGGUGCAUUCACUGUUAAAGCAUGGUGUGGUUGAUCUCGGCGUCAUUUCAUCUCACUGCUACAAUAAGACAUUCUGUGCUUCUUUUUUUCAAGAUUGGCUUUGACUCAGAAAUGAUCUCUUUCAUAACUCAUUACACAAGCCUUUGUUUAACUCCCUUUCACAUGUUUUUUAAAUCAGCUUUGAUGGGUUUUUCCAGCACAGCAUGGGGUUCUUCUGUGCAGGACGUCAUUUCAUGUUGGCACUGUAAAAACACAUUUCACGUUUUUCUCGUUUUUGAAGAACAUUUGUUUGCACGCUGCAGCACUUUUUGUCCUCGUCAUGACAUGAUAUCAGCAUGUAAUGUGACAAAGAGAAGUGGCUGCAUUCUAACAUGCAUUCAGACCAAACUAAAGUGGAAUAAGCUGAAAUAUUCUUAGUUAAACAGAUACAUCAUUUGGUUAAUGGAGGUAUUUUUACAAUCACAGUAUGUGCAGAUUACAUUCAUGCCGACGCCACAGUAUUAUCCGUUUCAUUCAAGUAGUUUUCAUAUCUGCAAUGACUUCUGUCUUCCUCCUCUCCAUAUCUGAAUAUUUGGGUUGCUGUCGAUUUUUCCUUUAAAAGCAAUCUAACUUUUCUUUUUGUCAUUUUUUUUUUUGUUUGUUUGUCCGUAUUUCUCUUUUUUUUUUUCUUUUUUUUUUUG